Sesamum indicum (sesame) is the source of this 2467-nucleotide messenger RNA. The record is from RefSeq and is a predicted model, not a curated record. Lineage: Eukaryota; Viridiplantae; Streptophyta; Magnoliopsida; Lamiales; Pedaliaceae.
CUGUUUAUAGCUGUCACCUCCAUCCGUUGGGGGAGCACUCCCUCUCAUGGAAUUGGAAAAGAGGCCGCACCUCAUUCUUGACUAAAUCUCGAUUGUUUUAGGAAGUAACUUUCUGCGGACAAGUGACUCAUUAUGGAUAUAUGAUGGAUUCGCCCUUCGGAGCGGGCAACUAAGCAGAUCUCUGAGUGAGUUGGUUGGAGCCAAACUCUUCGUUUGAGCUGACUAAUAGGAAUGCUGACGACGUGUUGUGUCUACUCCCUUGGAGAUAGCUUGGCAUCCGUGCAGGCGAGGUUGGUGGAGUGCUUGGGCUUAGGCUUGGCCCCCAAAAGGUCUUCUUUUGGGCUAGAGUUUUCAUUUGUCUUUGUAACUAUUGUGCCGUUAAUUCUACCUUCUUGAAUUGUUUGAGGUUAUCGUUUUUUUAGAAUAUCAAAUAUAAAUGAUCGAUAUUUGUGAAAAUAUAAACAUGAAAUUUACUUAUUGAAAUAAAAUUUAUAUAUUUUGAAGAAAAGGUUCAAUUCAGUAGAAUUUGUGAAGUCAAUAGGGAUUAGGGAGUGGGAGUUUUAAAGUUAAAACCCUUCUGAAAAUCCAAAAUCCUUCACCACACCCUACUUUAUUUCUUAUUCCCCUUUUAACACCCUGCAAAUUGAGAAAUGGAUCCCGGGAGCGGCGCGUCGCUGCCGUCGUCCUGCCCCGACGCGCGGAAGCGGCGCGUAUCGUACUUCUACGAGCCAACAAUCGGCGACUACUACUACGGCCAAGGCCACCCAAUGAAGCCCCACCGCAUCCGCAUGGCGCACAAUCUCAUCGUCCACUACGCCCUCCACCGCCGCAUGGAAAUCAGCCGCCCCUUCCCCGCCGGCCCCGAAGAUAUCCGCCGCUUCCACUCGCCGGAGUACGUCGAGUUCCUGUCCUCCGUCUCCCCCGACACGCUUCACGACCACACACACGCGCGUCACCUCAAGCGCUUCAAUGUUGGCGAGGACUGCCCCGUGUUUGACGGCUUAUUCAGCUUUUGCCAGGCCUCCGCCGGCGGCUCUAUCGGUGCUGCAGUCAAGCUCAAUAGGCAGGAUGCUGAUAUUGCGAUUAAUUGGGCCGGCGGUUUGCAUCAUGCGAAGAAGAGUGAGGCUUCGGGAUUUUGCUACGUUAAUGAUAUUGUGCUGGGGAUCCUUGAGCUGUUAAAAGUCCAUAGGCGUGUACUAUAUGUAGACAUUGAUAUUCACCAUGGAGAUGGUGUUGAGGAGGCCUUUUAUGUCACUGACCGUGUAAUGACAGUAUCAUUCCAUAAAUUUGGUGAUUUUUUUCCUGGGACUGGGCAUAUUAAAGACAUCGGGGCAGCAGCAGGGAAGUAUUAUGCUCUUAAUGUCCCAUUGAAUGAUGGAGUGAAUGAUGAGAACUUCCGUACUUUAUUUCGUCCCAUCAUCCAGAAGGUCAUGGAGGUCUACCAGCCAGAUGCUGUUGUUCUUCAAUGUGGGGCAGAUUCAUUGGCUGGUGAUCGAUUAGGAUGCUUUAAUUUGUCCGUCAAAGGCCAUGCUGAUUGCCUUCGUUUUUUGAGGUCGUUCAAUGUUCCUCUUAUGGUUUUGGGUGGGGGAGGAUAUACAAUUAGGAAUGUUGCCCGUUGCUGGUGCUAUGAGACUGCAGUUGCAGUUGAUGUGGAACCAGAUAAUAGGUUGCCAUACAAUGAAUAUUACGAGUACUUUGGGCCAGAUUAUACUCUUCAUGUGGAACCAAGCCAUAUGGAAAAUCUGAAUACAGAGAGAGAUUUGGAGAAGAUCAGAAUCCGAAUCGAUAGAGUCAUUGUGGCCAGAAAUAUGCUACUUGAUCAACUUUCUAAACUACAACAUGUGCCCAGCGUCCCAUUUCAGACAAUGCCUCCAACCACAGAAGUUCCUGAAGAGAGGGAAGAAGACAUGGAAGUUAGACCGAAACCCCGGAUAUGGAGUGGUCAGAACGAUUAUGAAUCUGAUGAUGACGAGGACGAGAAGCCUCUGCAGCGAAGUUUGAAUAGCGACGCUACAUAUCAAACAAGCACAGAUCUGAGGGGUAGUUCUGACACAGUCAAAGAGGAGGAUAUGACAGACGACACCAUCAAAGAUGAGAUUUCUCAUUGAUAUUGCUGGUUUCUUGGACUCCUGUGCAGAUAUGUUUUCCCUUCCAUUUGUUUCAGUGACCUAAAUGUAAGUUAUACAGAUGAAAACAAGCAACGUGUUGCAUUUUGAUGAUAACGCUCGUUGAGUCUUGUUUCACCCAUCAUUGCUGCAGUUUCGCCAGGGAAUUUACCUAGAGGAAUUUGCUUGUUCCUAUGUAAAGUCAGUGUACGUGUACGUUUGAGCAGGUCCCGGCGUUUCAGCAUUCAGUUCAAAGAAAAAUGAGACCUUAUCCAUUGUCAUGAUCAUCUUGAUGGGUAUACCCUGACGUAGUUUGUAAGGUAGAACCAGAACCGUAUCAAAGGACAAGGACUUGUUCUCUA